This is a messenger RNA of Nanorana parkeri, 445 nucleotides long. Its product is annotated as leucine-rich repeat-containing protein 51. Gene Ontology annotation, molecular function: protein binding. Lineage: Eukaryota; Metazoa; Chordata; Amphibia; Anura; Dicroglossidae. Bases 8 to 445 code for a protein of 145 amino acids. The transcript is spliced from 3 exons. The record is from RefSeq and is a predicted model, not a curated record.
UUCAGAAAUGAGUAAACGUAUCGACAGCAAUGGCAUGCAGGGACCUCCCAUAGACUUCGCCUUCAAAUGCAUUAAUUCCAUGGAAGAUGUCCUACAGGAAGACUCCCGUGAGGGCCCGAGGCCAAUCAAACGCGACGGUGACGGGAAGCUUCACAGCCAGGCACUCAGGCUUAACAAUAACACUCUGACGGACCUCCGCGGCUUCGAGGAGGUGAUGGAGAAACUGCUGAACGACCCCUCCCAUCUCUGCUGGAUAGACCUGUCCUUCAAUUACCUCCCCAACAUCGACCCCGUCCUGACUACGUACUGCCAUCUUUCUGUACUGAAUCUCCACGGCAACAGCAUUUGUCAGCUGACAGAAGUGGAUAAACUCGCCACCCUACCCAAACUGAAGAGCCUCACGCUGCACGGUAACCCCAUUGAGGUGGAGAAGGGGUACAGGUGA